AGGGCUGCCAGGGGCUCCAAUAGCUCUGCAAAUUGCUUUCCUUUCUGCUCCUUGUGCUCUGCCUCCUAUCCCCCAAUAGAAUUUUUCUUUUUCACUGCCCCUUUUCUGUUUUUGGCUCCAGAUUGUCAUUAAGAAUGCACAUCCUAAUUCUGGUAUGUUUUGGGAUGCUCUUCUGCCCAGUGUUCUGGAAGGGCAGGGAGGCAUGGCAGUGUUUUACUUGACGUUGAUGGCGCUGUGAAGUCUGUUCUUUCCUCUGCAAGAAUUCUGACUAUGCAGAAAUUUAUCGAAGCGGAUUAUUAUGAACUAGACUGGUAUUAUGAAGAGUGCUCGGACGUUUUAUGUGCUGAAAGAGUUGGCCAGAUGACUAAGACAUAUAAUGACAUAGACGCUGUUACUCGGCUUCUUGAGGAGAAAGAACGGGAUUUAGAAUUGGCUGCUCGGAUUGGCCAGUCAUUGUUGAAGAAGAACAAGACCUUAACUGAGAGGAACGAGCUGCUGGAGGAGCAAGUGGAACACAUCAGGGAGGAGGUAUCUCAGCUACGGCACGAGCUGUCCAUGAAAGAUGAGCUGCUUCAGUUCUACACCAGUGCUGCAGAGGAGAGCGAGCCCGAGUCCGUGUGCUCAACCCCGUUAAAGAGGAAUGAGUCAUCCUCCUCAGUCCAGAAUUAUUUUCAUUUGGAUUCUCUUCAGAAGAAGCUGAAGGACCUUGAAGAGGAGAAUGUUGUACUUCGAUCCGAGGCCUGCCAGCUGAAGACAGAGACCAUCACCUACGAAGAGAAGGAGCAGCAGCUGGUCAACGACUGCGUGAAGGAGCUGAGGGAUGCCAAUGUCCAGAUUGCUAGUAUCUCAGAGGAAUUGGCCAAGAAGACUGAAGAUGCUGCCCGCCAGCAGGAAGAGAUCACACACCUGUUAUCGCAGAUAGUUGAUUUGCAGAAAAAGGCAAAAGCUUGCACAGUGGAAAAUGAAGAGCUCGUCCAGCACCUGGGGGCUGCUAAGGAUGCCCAGCGGCAGCUCACGGCCGAGCUGCGGGAGCUGGAGGACAAGUAUGCAGAGUGCAUGGAGAUGCUUCAUGAGGCACAGGAGGAGCUGAAGAACCUCCGGAACAAAACCAUGCCCAACACCACGUCCCGGCGCUACCACUCGCUGGGCCUGUUUCCCAUGGACUCCUUGGCAGCGGAAAUCGAGGGAACCAUGCGCAAGGAGCUGAAGCUGGAAGAGCCUGAGUCUCCAGAUGUCACUCACCAGAAGCGUGUCUUUGAGACCGUGAGAAACAUCAACCAGGUUGUCAAACAGAGAUCUCUGACCCCUUCCCCCAUGAACAUCCCUGGCUCCAACCAGUCUUCGGCCAUGAACUCCCUCCUGUCCAGCUGUGUCAGCACCCCCCGGUCCAGCAUCUAUGGCAGUGACAUCGGCAACGUUGUCCUCGACAACAAGACCAACAGUAUCAUCCUGGAAACAGAGGCAGCUGACUUGGGAAACGACGCGCGGAGUAAGAAGCCGGGGACCCCGGGCACCCCCGGCUCGCACGACCUGGAGACGGCGCUGAGGCGGCUGUCCCUCCGCCGGGAGAACUACCUCUCGGAGCGGAGGUUCUUCGAGGAGGAGCAGGAGAGGAAGCUGCGCGAGCUGGCGGAGAAGGGCGAGCUGCGCAGCGGCUCCGUCACGCCCACUGAGAGCAUCAUGUCCCUGGGCACGCACUCCCGCUUCUCCGAGGUCACCGGCUUCUCCGGCAUGUCCUUCAGCAGCCGCUCCUACCUGCCCGAGAAGCUCCAGAUCGUGAAGCCGCUGGAAGGUUCUGCCACUCUUCACCACUGGCAGCAGUUGGCCCAGCCUCACCUCGGGGGCAUCCUGGACCCCCGGCCUGGUGUGGUCACCAAGGGCUUCCGGACACUGGACGUUGACAUGGAUGAAGUGUACUGCCUUAACGACUUUGAAGAAGAUGACACAGGUGACCACAUUUCUCUCCUGGGCCUAGCUACCUCCACACCAGUUCAGCACCCAGAGACCUCAGGUGAGAGGUCCCGAGCACGCGUGACUGUCUCAGGCAGCAGAAGUUACCAGAGCCGGCCUCAGGCUUCCCCAGAGGAGAUGCAGGAGCCACCAGCGGCCACGGAGGAGGAGGAGGAGGAGGAGGGGUCUGGUGAGGGCACCACAAUAAGUCCUGUACACCUGGCACCUUUCCCAGAGGCAGAGUUCUGGGCCAUUCUCACCUCUGCUGCGGGCACCGUCCGUAGUGGCUCUCUGUCUGUAGCUUCCGCUCGUCUGUGUGGAUGACGAUUAAAGCAUUCCCAUUGUGCGGUUCUGUUUUUUAA
Messenger RNA from Galeopterus variegatus (Sunda flying lemur), 2312 nucleotides. RefSeq names its product trafficking protein, kinesin binding 1 (gene TRAK1). Gene Ontology annotation, molecular function: GABA receptor binding. Bases 271 to 2274 code for a protein of 667 amino acids. The record is from RefSeq and is a predicted model, not a curated record. Gene Ontology annotation, biological process: anterograde axonal transport of mitochondrion; endosome to lysosome transport; neurogenesis. The transcript is spliced from 13 exons. NCBI's taxonomy places the organism in Eukaryota, Metazoa, Chordata, Mammalia, Dermoptera, Cynocephalidae. Gene Ontology annotation, cellular component: dendrite.